Messenger RNA from Neogale vison (American mink), 807 nucleotides. RefSeq names its product glial cell derived neurotrophic factor (gene GDNF). Gene Ontology annotation, molecular function: glial cell-derived neurotrophic factor receptor binding; growth factor activity; receptor tyrosine kinase binding. The coding region runs from base 1 to 687 and encodes 228 amino acids. Gene Ontology annotation, biological process: negative regulation of neuron apoptotic process; peripheral nervous system development; positive regulation of branching involved in ureteric bud morphogenesis. Lineage: Eukaryota; Metazoa; Chordata; Mammalia; Carnivora; Mustelidae. The transcript is spliced from 3 exons. The record is from RefSeq and is a predicted model, not a curated record.
AUGCAAACCCUACCUAACAGCAAUGGUGCCGCCGCCGGACGGGACUCUAAGAUGAAGUUAUGGGAUGUCGUGGCUGUCUGCCUGGUGCUGCUCCACACCGCGUCCGCCUUCCCGUUGCCCGCCGGUAAGAGGCCUCCCGAGGCGCCCGCCGAAGACCGCUCCCUCGGCCGCCGCCGCGCACCCUUCGCGCUGAGCCGUGACUCAAACAUGCCAGAAGAUUAUUCUGAUCAGUUUGACGACGUCAUGGAUUUUAUUCAGGCCACCAUCCGAAGGCUGAAGAGGUCGCCUGAGAAGCAAAUGGCCGUGCCACCCCGGAGAGAGCGGAAUCGCCAGGCAGCGGCUGGCAGCCCGGAAGGUUCCAGGGGGAAAGGGCGGCGAGGACAGCGGGGCAGAAACCGGGGCUGUGUCUUGACUGCGAUACAUUUAAACGUCACUGACCUGGGUUUGGGCUACGAAACCAAGGAGGAACUGAUUUUUCGGUAUUGCAGUGGUUCCUGUGACGCGGCCGAGACCAUGUACGACAAAAUAUUAAAGAACUUAUCCAAAAAUAGGAGGCUGGUGAGUGACAAAGUCGGGCAGGCUUGCUGCAGACCCAUCGCCUACGAUGACGACCUAUCGUUUCUAGAUGACAACCUGGUUUACCAUAUUCUAAGAAAGCAUUCCGCUAAAAGGUGUGGGUGUGUCUGACUCCGGCUCCAGAGACUGCUGUGUAUUGCAUUCCUGCUACAGUGCAAAGAAAGGGACCAAGGUUCCCAGGAAAUGUUAGCCCUGAAUGGAAGAUGAGGACCAAGGAGGCGGAGGCAGAGG